GGGAGCGAGCAGGCGCCGCAGAGGGGCCAGAGCAGGGAGCGCAGCCCGGGACUCGGCGGGGGCAACCUCUACAGCCGCGGGUACUCCGCGUCCGGGGCUCCCCUACUCCCUUUCAAUGAAGAGAUUCAAAUGCUGUUUUAAAUACCCACUGCAACAGAAAGUUUUCAUCCUAUUUUUAACUCUCUGGCUGUUCUCCAUAUUAAAACUUCUAAAUGUAAGAAGACUCCUCUUCCCUCAAAGAGACAUUUAUUUGGUUGAGUACUCUUUAAGUACCUCACCUUUUGUAAGAAACAGAUACACCCAUGUGAAGUAUGAAGGCAGAUAUGAAGUUAACUGUUCAGGCGUCUAUGAACAGGAGCCUUUGGAAAUUGGCAAGAGUCUGGAAAUAAGAAGAAGAGACAUCAUCGACUUGGACGAUGAAGAUGUUGUGGCAAUAACCAGUGAUUGUGAGGUUUAUCAGACCAUAAGAAGCUACCAUCAAAAGCUUGUUUCAAGGGAGGAGAAAAGAUUCCCAAUAGCCUAUUCUUUGGUUGUUCACAAAGACGCCAUUAUGGUUGAAAGGCUCAUCCGUGCUAUCUACAACCGUCACAAUAUCUACUGCAUCCAUUAUGACCGCAAAUCACCUGAUACCUUCAAAGUUGCCAUGAACAGUUUAGCUAAGUGCUUCUCCAAUAUUUUCAUUGCUUCCAAAUUAGAAGCUGUGGAAUAUGCCCACAUUUCCAGGCUCCAGGCUGAUUUAAAUUGCUUGUCAGACCUUCUCAAGUCUUCAGUGCAAUGGAAAUACGUUAUCAACCUAUGUGGGCAAGACUUCCCUUUGAAAUCAAACUUUGAACUAGUGUCAGAGUUGAAGAAACUUGAUGGAGCAAACAUGCUAGAGACAGUGAAACCCCUUAACAGUAAAAAGGAAAGAUUCACUUUUCACCAUGAACUAAGACAUAUGCCUUAUGAAUAUGUGAAGCUACCAAUAAGGACAAACAUCUCCAAGGAAGCACCCCCCCAUAACAUUGAGAUAUUUGUUGGCAGUGCUUAUUUUGUCCUAAGUCGAGCGUUUGUUAAGUAUAUUUUCAACAAUUCCCUUGUUAAAGACUUUUUUGACUGGUCUAAAGAUACAUACUCCCCUGAUGAGCACUUUUGGGCAACCCUAAUUCGGGUACCAGGAAUACCUGGGGAGAUUUCCAGGUCCGCCCAGGAUGUAUCUGACUUACAGAGUAAGACCCGCCUUGUCAAAUGGAAUUAUCAUGAAGGCCUUUUCUAUCCCAGUUGUACCGGUUCUCACCUCCGAAGUGUAUGUAUCUAUGGUACAGCAGAAUUAAGGUGGCUUAUAAAAGAUGGACAUUGGUUUGCUAAUAAAUUUGACUCUAAGGUAGACCCUGUGUUGAUUAAAUGUUUAGCAGAAAAGCUUGAAGAACAACAGAAAGAAUGGAUCACUUUGUCUUCAGAAAAGGUAUUUGUGGAUCAAAAUCCCACAGCCCCAUCAUUACAGUAAAAUCAUGAUGAAAACAAGAGGGUGUCUGAUUAACGGUUUAAUAUGGACUUGUCUACAAUACCAUGCUCAGUACCAUUUGAACUGAAUCCUUUCAGAGUUUGAAAGGUGUCUAAAAUUCCAGGCAUAAGAGAAGCUGGCCUGGCUUGGUGAUUGUUAGUCUGCAGUUGGUUAGUCUUUUUUAUGUUUGUUUUUGCUUAUAAUCUCACUGAGCCAAAUCACUGAUCUUAAACAUUCAGUUAGUCAGGUAUUUAUUGAGCACCUACUGUAUGCCAAGCACUUUUGUCAGAAAACAUGUUAAAUUCAAGUUGUAAUGAGUUGUACUUGAGAUACAGUAGCUUACUCUAAUCACACAGCAAACUUAAUAUCUUUAGUUUCUUCACAUAACAAUCAAAACUGUAUUGUAAAAAGCUUUUGGAGUAUGUGGUAAUCGUGUAACCACAUAAACCACCCGUUUCAGAAUAGUGUUUAAGUGCAGUAACCAACACUCCAUUUGUCUCUUACUUCAGCUCUCUAGACUUUUUUCUUAACCAUUAAAAUACUAGGAGGAGAGACUUGGCUACCUCAGAAGAGCUCCAAGAAUUGUCCAGUUUCCUGUUUGCCAAAGCAUAAUUUGCUUUUUGGUACAUCAGUUCAGUUUUCAGGGCCGAGAAGACUGUUGGUAGGGCAUUUAUAGUGUAUGAAUGUUGGGGAAGGCAGUGGAGAUUGGGUGCAAGAGUAGGGGGUCUGGAUCAGCUGGUGCUUGAAGAGGAACAAAAGGAUUCAUUCAUACAAGUUUUGCGUCAUGUACACAGUGGUGGCGUGAAUGGCUUCUUCUUUAGGUGAUCCGUUUCUUUAAGACACAUUUACUGAUAAAAAUAAGAACUCAUUAAUAGUUCUAAGUAUCACACCCCAGAACAUCGAAGCUAAGUCUUCCAGUUCUUAGAUUAUCAUUAUAGGCAGGUUUCUUUACAAUGGAAUCCUUUCUAUGGAAUUAGUAUACUUUUGUUUUAUGGAACGAUCAACCUAAAUCUCACCUAGUUUUCCUGAAAAGUUUAUGUGAAAUAUGACCACUUUCUAAAUUAAAUAUUAUGGUUAUUUAAAAUUUUUUCUUAUUUCUCUGGCAGCUGUCCAAGUAGAAUCCAAAUUUAAAGUUUUAAAAGCUCUACUAAGUUCAUUGUAAUCUUCUAUGUAUCAGCUUAGAUCCAGAGAGAAAAAGCUAAUCUUCCUAAGGACACAGUUGGAAUAUUCAUUAGUGAUAUUUUGUAAAACCCACACCUUAGAAAACUAUCCAAAGAGUCAAAUAUACAUAUAUUAAUGUCUAUUGUGCUGGAGAUGAAAUGGGUCAGGGGCGUGGUUCAGGGAGCAGGUUGAAGAGUUGCCUGCUUAUAAUAUUUUCACCAAUCUUUUGGGAAAUGGUGGAACUUACGUAAAAAUUUCUUGGCGAUCUUACGUUUCAGUGUCUGCCUCAGCAUCUACUUAAAGAUGUAGCUAUCAAUGCCAAGAUGUGACUAUUUGGAAGACGGCAGUAUUUGAAUAUUUGUUUAAAAAAUACGUUGUGUUCUACGUGUGACAUGCCCUUUGAUUCCUUGUUUUAAAUUCAUGAUAUUAACUGCCAAGUGGCACCACUUGUGUCUCCCUUUCUUCUUCUCUUGAACUCAUUUUCCUUACUUUUUUUUAUACCUCCUUCAAAGUAUUUUAUUCUUUGGAAAACAACUAUGACCAAGCCCCUGUUCUUAAAAAUAAGUAACCGUUGUAUAGAGCUAAGUUCUGCAAAAGGUCUUCACCAGUUUUUUAGUGCAUGUGACCAUGGACAGGUUACGGCACGUUGGUCUCUAUGAACCUCAGUUUUCCUGGUCUUUGUGAAACAAGGACUUGGAUGCCUAUCCUGGCUUCCUCACAAGUUUUUUGUGAGAAACAACUGAAAAUAGUAUGCAAAGUGGUUUGAAAAUGGGUACACGCUGUAGAAAUGUCAGAUUGUACUAGUAUUAUAAGGCAGACAUAGAUCCAACCCC
This is a messenger RNA of Trichechus manatus latirostris (Florida manatee), 3477 nucleotides long. It is a transcript of the gene GCNT4, whose product is annotated as glucosaminyl (N-acetyl) transferase 4. Gene Ontology annotation, molecular function: acetylglucosaminyltransferase activity. The record is from RefSeq and is a predicted model, not a curated record. The coding region runs from base 116 to 1486 and encodes 456 amino acids. The transcript has 2 exons. Gene Ontology annotation, cellular component: membrane. Lineage: Eukaryota; Metazoa; Chordata; Mammalia; Sirenia; Trichechidae.